This is a messenger RNA of Closterium sp. Yama58-4, 1515 nucleotides long. The record is from the annotation of a GenBank genome assembly. NCBI's taxonomy places the organism in Eukaryota, Viridiplantae, Streptophyta, Zygnematophyceae, Desmidiales, Closteriaceae.
AUGUGCGCUCGCUACGAAAAAGCCCUCGACUCCUUCCUCUCCACUCCAACCACUGCAAAUGCUGCAACCGCUGCAACCACACCAGCCUUGGAGCCAGCAGCGGCUUGUGAGCCAGACCUGCUGUUCGUGUUUGCACGCAAGAAGCAGACGCCACUCGAAUCAGGCGCAUCGGGGGAGCCCAGAUCUCGAGUCACAUCCCAGCCCCCGUGGCUGCAGUGGACGCUCGUCGCCCAGCUCGCCCUGCCGCCUCUCACCCUCGCCACCGCCAUUCACGACGCUGCAACCACAGCAGCUACCACAGCUGCUCAACUGACAGACCACACAGGAGCUCUCAGUGAUGCUGCUGGUGACACAGCAGGGGUUCUUGAAGAAGCAAAUACAGCCAGAGAAGCAGAUUCUGCUGCAGGGACGGUGGAUGAUGCUGGGAGAUCUACUCGUGAGACUGUUUUUGAGUCGUUUAAAAAACCGGCGGAUACUGCUGGGAGAUCUACUCCUGAUGCUCCUGCAAACCCAGCAGAAGUCUGGUUUUCAAGCCAGAAAAUGCAUGAGCACGUGCAGAGGAAUUUUGAGGCGCCUCAAAAGUCAGCAGUCGCUUCAGACCCAGCAGGAGUGUGGUUGACAAGCCAGAAAAUCGAUGAGCACGUGCAGAGGUGGCUGAUGGGACGGCUACCCAAGAGGGCGUGGAGUGAUGUGGCUCAGUGCGUUGCCUGGUACCGACCAGACCUGGUGUUUACCCGCCAUCCAGCUUUUGAGUCACACGUGCUUGUGAGCAACCUGAAGCAGGCGCUUGGUUUGCCAGCUACAGCCACGCGUGCUGCUGUGCUGGCAGCGUACGAGGCCGCCACGUGGCGGCAGCAGGCUUCCAUCCUGCGCCACGUGGCACGCCUCCAGCUCAGCGCUGACUGGGAUGUGCUGGGCCUGUCUGCUGCUUCAACAGGAGGAUACAUUGUGGCAGGCGAUGGUGACAAUAGGAGCGGUGACAAAAGCGAUGGUGAUAGUAAUGAAGAUGAAUGGGGAGAGCAGGAUCAGACGGAGGAGGAUGAAGAGGACGAGGGAGAGAGCGGAGAGGAGGGAGAGGGUGAAGAGAAGGGAGAAGAGAGGAAUUCAGAAGCGGAGGAGGGGGAGGAGGAAGAUGAGGAUUUGGUGUGGUCCGAAGCUGAAGAGCAGAGGGCGCUAGCACGGGAUGAAGAGCUGAUGAAGCAGCAAGAGCGGCAAGAAAUGACAGGACAGGGACUGCUGAGUGAAGGUUUAACUGGUGGAGGCGACAUUGAUGUUCUUCCAUUUGGUAGCGCUGCUGGUGCUUCAGCUUCUGCUGUGGUCAGUGAGGAGGAUGACAAGGGUUUGAUUAGUGACGGGGGUGGUGACGAGUUGUCUGUAAUGGAGCAGACUUUAGUGAGGAAAAAGGAAGAGGCCGCUGGGGAGGUGAAGGCAGCUGUGGGCCCGUUUAAUUCGGUCAGGCUGAUUGGAGAGCUGACGCUACUGUAUGCUUUUGAGACUGGAGAGGAGACAUUUUGA